UCCUCCAGUAGAGGGAAGCCUAACGUUAGCCUUCUCGCUCAGUCGGGCGGCAUAGCAGAAAGGAUGAGAAGAAGACGCAAAGAGACAGGCAGCAACAAUAACAACAGCAGCGCAACGGGUAGAUCUCUCAGGAAGCUUACCUCAGAUGGCUAACUGAAUCAACACUGCUCCCGACCGUCAGUGGCCAGAAAUCAAAUCACAAAUCAAAAGUUGAAUGGAUGUAGUGUUGCACUACAAGAAAAAUGGUCUAAACGACAUGGUCACAUUUGCUGAGAGGGCACUAGAGGAUUUUCCUCGCCGUGUGCUACCCGUCUAUAGGCCAUGGUUUCCAACGCAUGAGGACCAAUACCUGCCCAUCAGACCUCUGAAGAGAGCACCAAUUGUUCUGGCGGAGGACUUGAAGAGGUUGCUCUCACACCAACCGUCCUCGGAGCCAUCGUUGUCGUUUACUGAACGACAUGUGCAGCCCAUUUCUCUGUGUAGAGGGAACAAAGGUCUUAGCGAGAAGCCUCAGGUGACACUUUUGGAAUGUGCCGAAGCUUGCGACUAUGUAAAGACAUCAGAGGAGAUUGAAAAUGCACCUAAGACGUUUAGGCGGUCAUGGAGUGUCUUCGCCUCAGGUACAAAAUUCAGCGAGAACACUCAGACACUUUCGAAACCGUUCCAAAUGAUCAUUGAAAGAUACGGUCUUGAACUACGCCAAAGAGCCAAAUGGAUAAUUGGUGAAGUGAACUGUGACCCGCGCAACAUAGAGAGAGUCUGGGCAAAAAUAACUCGAGCUGUGCGCCACUCCAAACUCCCAACAUGCAAUGCAAAUUUUCAGAGAAAUAUAUCGCAGAUAUGGGUGUUCUGCGAUGUAAUAUAUGGAGAAUAUAUUGGGAACUUUCUCAAAACAGAGUUCCAUCUCAAUGGACAGUUAAGUUUAGCCGUUCAUAAACAUGGCAACAUAUUCAGUUGUUAGGGCUGAAUUGUGUCUUUUGAAUGAAUGAUAUUGAAAAAUUAUUUAUCAAUUAAAAUAUUUAUAUUUUUAAGGA
This is a messenger RNA of Sardina pilchardus (European sardine), 1034 nucleotides long. RefSeq lists its product as uncharacterized. NCBI's taxonomy places the organism in Eukaryota, Metazoa, Chordata, Actinopteri, Clupeiformes, Clupeidae. The transcript is spliced from 2 exons. The record is from RefSeq and is a predicted model, not a curated record. Gene Ontology annotation, biological process: positive regulation of isotype switching; negative regulation of double-strand break repair via homologous recombination; positive regulation of double-strand break repair via nonhomologous end joining. Bases 215 to 961 code for a protein of 248 amino acids.